Linum tenue is the source of this 543-nucleotide messenger RNA. NCBI's taxonomy places the organism in Eukaryota, Viridiplantae, Streptophyta, Magnoliopsida, Malpighiales, Linaceae. The record is from the annotation of a GenBank genome assembly.
AUGGCGCUCGAGUGCACCCUCGAGGAGCUCUUCCGCGGCCGGGUCAAAAGGGUCAAGAUCACUCGACACGUCGUCGACGCUAACGGGAUAUUCAUGCCGGAAGAAGAGACCCUGAAGAUAAAACUGAUGCCGGGGUGGAAGGCGGGGACGAAGAUCACCUUCGAAGGGAAAGGAGACGACCGGCUCGGGUUCCUCCCGCCGGACGUCGUGUUCGUGGUCAACGAGAAGCCGCACCAUCUGUUCAGCCGCGACGGCGACAACUUGAUCCACGAGAUGGAGGUGUCGCUGACGGACGCGCUCGCGGGUUGCACGCUGUCGGUGCCGUUGAUCGGCCGGGAGAACAUGUGGCUGUCGUUCGCCGGCGACGAGGUCAUAUGUCCCGGCUACGAGAAGGUGAUUCGAGGGCAGGGCAUGCCUGUUCCCGGCGAGAAAGGGAGGAAAGGGGAUUUUCUGAUUAGGUUUUCGGUCAGUUUUCCGGCGGGUUUGAGCGACGAACGGCGGUCGGAGGCUUGCCGGAUUUUGAGAGAUUGUUGCUAUAGCUAG